AUGUCUCAUCGUCCCAAUCUUUCCAUCAACUCCAUCAAUUCAAUUAUCGAGCCUACAACGCCGCCCGCAGCACCCGCAUCAAGGCUGAAUUUGUGGGAAGAAAAGACCCCUUCGGCCACCUCUGCCGCUCCAAAUAACUUGUUGCUCCCCACAUUCAACCUUGACUCGGCGUCAUCUUACAAUAAGAACUUUGGGACUAAUGGACUUGCGACUUCCGCAACCGGAUCCACCGGUUUUUCACCUUCGUUGCUGCAUCCUACCAAGAUCGACAAAGAGUACCUUCUCUCCAUCAACAAGGUACCUCUCACACAAUUGAGGCCCCAGAUCCUAAGCUUGGCUAAAGACCAGUAUGGAUGUCGUUUUCUUCAAAAGAAAAUUGACGAACAUGUGGUUUCCAAUGCUCAACAGCGCAGGGCCAAUUUCGACGUUAUCUUCUCGCAAGUUAGUCCAAACAUGUACGAGCUCAUCAUUGACCCGUUCGGCAACUACUUGGUCCAGAAACUCAUUGCUUACUGCAGUGAACAAAACAUCACUCUCAUACUAGAAUCAUUGCUGUAUAACCUCUUUCAGAUUUCCAUCAACCAGCAUGGCACUCGUGCCCUCCAAAAGAUUAUUGAUGCUGUAUCCAACAAGUACCAGCUCACAUUGAUAGUUAAUGGCUUGAGUCCUUAUAUCAUCGAGUUGAUCAAGGAUCUCAAUGGCAAUCAUGUCAUCCAGAAGAUCUUGAACAAGUAUCCGGCUGACGAUUGUCAGUUCAUUUAUGAUUCGAUCAUAAAGGACUUGUUAGUGGUCGCAACCCAUAAGCAUGGCUGCUGCGUUCUUCAAAAAUGCUUGAAUCAUGUUACCACCGAACAGUUAUCGCAGUUUUCGGCUCGAAUCUUGACAUUCGAAAUCUUUAUUAAACUUAUCAAUGAUCAGUUUGGUAAUUAUGUCUUGCAAUAUUUGAUCUCCAUCAAUUCGUUGCCAAUUAACCGCGCCGUGUUCAACAACUUUGUUAGAUUCGGUGUAAGCAAUUUGUGCAAGUUGAAAUUUUCGUCCAAUGUGGUUGAAAAGUUUUUGAAAAAUUGCUUCAAUAACGAACCAAUUUCUGAUGCUUUCUCCUGCUUGAAGUACGAUUUGUGCUACCAAAUCCUUAUUUCCGAUUUGAACAAGAUGAUUAACGAUCCUUAUGGCAAUUAUGUUGUACAAACACUCAUUGAGGUUAUUGUCAACGCCAACUUUAAAGAGCCACUCAUGGAAAAUGUGAUGGUGUUAUUGCCAUUAAACUACCGCCAGAAUAUGGAGCCAUUGCAAAUUCAAAUCAUCAAGAAGUGGUUUCAAAAUUGCAAGAUUGUAUCCAGCUUUGGCAAACGGAUCCAGCUGAAGAUCAAUGUUAUUUUGAAUGGCAGUGGCUUGCUGAGGUCCUCGACAAGUGUGUCUACAAACAUGAAUUCAGACGGAGAAUUCAUUGUGAAUCCCGAUACAUUUGUUCCUCAGAGCUCAAGAAGAAGCAAUAGCUUCAACAACUCACAGAACGCUCAAAUGCCCUAUGUUCAUCACCAGCGUGGCUUUCUGUACCCUCAAAUGGUUUCACAACCACAAUUGAAUCAACCUGGAUUCAUGCAACGUCCUCUUUACAACUCAACCAACAGGUACGUUGCUCACAACCCUGAAUACAUUCUUGGGGAACCAUACCAGGAUGAAGGUAUGCUCAAGCCUUCUUUGAAGUACGACGCAGCCCAAAACAUCUCUAGAUUCUCGGGCAUGCAAAUUUCAAACGAUACACCAUUUGUCGGGACUACUUAUUAUAAGCCCAACAGUAACCAGUACCAGUCUGCAGUGCAGCACGGCGCCCAACAAUGGUAUGUCGAGAAGUGA
This is a messenger RNA of Meyerozyma guilliermondii ATCC 6260, 1857 nucleotides long. It is a transcript of the gene MPT5, whose product is annotated as Mpt5p. NCBI's taxonomy places the organism in Eukaryota, Fungi, Ascomycota, Pichiomycetes, Serinales, Debaryomycetaceae. The record is from RefSeq and is a predicted model, not a curated record. Bases 1 to 1857 code for a protein of 618 amino acids. The transcript has a single exon. Gene Ontology annotation, cellular component: cytoplasm. Gene Ontology annotation, biological process: post-transcriptional regulation of gene expression. Gene Ontology annotation, molecular function: mRNA binding.